AAUCGCUCCAACUGGUUUACGAGGCGCUGUACUUCUACCUGACGAACAUGGAGAUCAGCAUCUCCGAGCGACUGGGGCAUAUCACGGUGCGAGAAGACUACGACGUCCUGGAAGGCUCCGCGUACAACGCGCGCAUCACUUCGAGCGACAGCAAUGGCGUGACGACGGAGUCCAACACCAUUUCAUUCACGCAGUGGUUCGACCUGGGCGAUCCUCGGUUUGGAGGCGAGCCGUGUGCCAUUGUGGCCGCGGACUGUGUCGAUGAGGAUGAAUUGUACCCCUACCGGCCAUCAGAGCGCGUUCGCAAGGACAUUUCGGGCGCAAUUGUGCUCACAGCGAGCAGGCAACGGGAUAGUGGCGAACUAGUCGUGACCAUGCGACGCGCAGGCUACUUGAAGCUGCAUUGCUUUCAAUUCCCAGUAUCUUCGCUCGCUCAGCAAGAGCUGGAGGCGGGAAUCGCCGAUUGGGGUGCCGUGAUGAUCAAGGCCAUGCGCGAGAUCCUGUACGCUCGAAUCUGAGGUAAAAAGCUCCUGCACGAAACUGCCCAUAACUUACGCUUGCUUCUAUACAUGUAGCUACGAGGGAU
Phytophthora sojae is the source of this 586-nucleotide messenger RNA. RefSeq lists its product as hypothetical. NCBI's taxonomy places the organism in Eukaryota, Oomycota, Peronosporomycetes, Peronosporales, Peronosporaceae. The transcript has a single exon. The record is from RefSeq and is a predicted model, not a curated record. Bases 48 to 518 code for a protein of 156 amino acids.